Messenger RNA from Acipenser ruthenus (sterlet), 3110 nucleotides. RefSeq names its product G-protein coupled receptor 22-like. Gene Ontology annotation, biological process: G protein-coupled receptor signaling pathway. The record is from RefSeq and is a predicted model, not a curated record. NCBI's taxonomy places the organism in Eukaryota, Metazoa, Chordata, Actinopteri, Acipenseriformes, Acipenseridae. Gene Ontology annotation, molecular function: peptide binding; G protein-coupled receptor activity. Gene Ontology annotation, cellular component: membrane. The transcript has 3 exons. Bases 1458 to 2759 code for a protein of 433 amino acids.
CACAAUGUCAUACUGUGAAAGCUGUCCAACAGUCACAGUGUAAAACACUUUUCACUUCAGGAAGACUGGAUCUGGAUGUUGUCUCCCGAGACAUGAUGACUUCAGCAUGUUAAAUUACUUUCAUUGGGAAUUUCAAGGGUUAUCGAUUCCCUGGUAGUGAUACUGAGGCGGCAGCAGCAGCAGCAGCAGCAGCAGCAGACACAACAACUACCACCAGCAAGCUGUAGUAACAGGUAUGCCAGGUUCUUUCAAUAUCAUGCAUUUCAAGGCAAAUGAACAGAAUGGAGGCAUGUGUCUUUAAAUUCUGAAGUAGGGCUUUUGAUGUUAUUAAAUUCAGCACGCUGGCAGAAAACGGAGCUAGUGAAUAAAUCCAAAAUCGGACUACUUCAAACAUGUGUGAGGAUGCUUUUCCAAAGCAGUUUCAUUCCAAGGAAAUGCACAAUGAAGUUACCACAAAAGACUGAACAACUAUAAAAUCAUUAUGGAUUGUGACCCUACUGGCUCUGGAAAGUCAACUUGCUCUUACAAAUAAAAUUACUGUGCAAAUUAGGCUGAUCAAUCCGAUUGAAACGGAGGGCUACUGUGGCUAAUGGAAAUGCUUUCAUUUUCACUGGAUGGAGACGAGCAGCUCUGAAAGUUCUCAAAUCCGUGCCUACACUGUAUCGGACAAGGUGUUCAAAAGAAGAAGACAACAUAUUUCCUAUUUAGAAUUCAAAGGAAAUCAUGACAGCAGCAGUCAACGAAAGCUUUCAAAAGCAAUACAACAUCACAUUAACAAAACAAAAGGACUGUGAAGAGAACCUCAAAUUAGCCUACUGAUGCUUACUAAUGCAGUAACAUGCAAAUCAUUUGCCUCCAUCCUGGAUAGCAAUCCUGGUUUUAUAAUUGUUUCUUUGACUCUGUUAAUGAGAAGAAACCGUGUUAAAGUAGCAGCUGGUUAUAAUUAAACUGAAUUAACAGCGCUGCUUACCUCACUGUGUUAAAAAAAAAAAAAACAGCAGUGCAAUAUAUAAUCAUUUUUAAAAGGAAACCAAAUUAUGUUUUGCAGAAGGAAAAAAGCCGGUAUUUAUAUAUAAUUCACAACGUGUGCUUUACUUAUAGUUGCUGCCUGGAAAUACAGUAUAUUUGUAAAUGUCAGAUGGCUUGGGCAUUUUAUUCCCGAUCUCCUCCUUUAUUUUCUCCUCUACCCUGCGGCCAAAACAUUGAACACUGAAGUUUGACUUGCAUAUCUUGAGGUAAACAGGACCAGAGUCUAAAUGGCCAUUCUAUGUUCAAGAGCAAAACAAAAACAGCCAAAUGACAGUCCUGCAAGGCGCACAGCACAGCUAAAAAAUCACUGAAGAGCACUGAAAAACAAAAUGGUCAGAUCUAAUGAUAUCCUGCAUCAACAACAGCAAAUCUACUUCAUCCCAUUUACAACCUCUUGAGGCUUUCAAAAAACUCUGGGGAAAAGGAUAAUGCAUUCCCCCCCAGUGCUGGAAGCCACCAUGAAGUCGGAAUACAACAUCACUGUAAGAGACGAUACAGACUCCAUCCGCAGCAACAUGAAUCAAGCCCUGCCAUACCCACUGAGCUUUCAGGUUUCACUUACUGGCUUUCUCAUGCUGGAAAUUGUUUUAGGCCUCAGCAGCAACUUGACUGUGCUCGUCCUCUACUGCAUGAAGUCCAACCUGAUUAACUCUGUCAGUAACAUUGUCACAAUGAACUUGCAUGUGCUGGAUGUCAUCAUCUGUGUGGGCUGCAUUCCCCUAACCAUUGUUGUUCUUCUGCUUUCCCAAGAAAGCAACACUGCUCUGAUCAGCUGCUUUCACGAGGCUUGUGUGUCUUUUGCUAGUGUUGCGACCGCAGUCAAUGUUCUUACCAUCACCCUGGACCGGUACGAUAUUUCGGUGAAGCCAGCAAACCGAAUUCUGACCAUGGGAAGGACAGUAAUGCUACUCACGCUAAUCUGGAUUGUGUCCUUCAUUAGUUUUCUGAUACCGUUCAUGGAGGUCAGCUUUUUUAACUUUCAACCUGAAAACCUGGGGCAAAACAAGACACUCUCCAGUACCGAUAUAAACCAAUACUACACUGAACAGGGACUGUAUUAUCACCUCCUUGCGCAGAUCCCCAUUUUCUUUUUCACUGCCAUUGUCAUGUUGAUCACUUACUACAAAAUACUGCAGGCUUUGAACAUAAGGAUUGGCACCAGGUUUUCAACGGUGCAGAAGAAAAAAGCCAGAAAGAAAAAGACAAUUUCUCUGACCACACAGCAUGAGUCCAUAGACGUGUCACAAAGCAGCACUGGACGCAAUGUCAUGUUUGGCGUACGAACUUCUGUUUCGGUUAUAAUUGCUCUCAGAAGGGCAGUGAAACGUCACAGAGAGCGUCGAGAAAGGCAAAGGAGGGUCUUCAAGAUGUCCCUCUUGAUAAUCUCCACAUUCCUUCUUUGUUGGACACCUAUUACCAUUUUAAAUUCUGUCAUUUUAUGUGUAGGCCCCAGUGACCUGUUGGUAAGGUUAAGACUUGGGUUUCUCGUCAUGGCCUAUGGGACUACCAUAUUUCACCCUUUGUUGUACGCUUUUACAAGACAGAAAUUCCAAAAGGUCCUCAAAAGCAAAAUGAAGAAGCGAGUUGUGUCCAUUGUGGAGACAGAGCCCUUGCCAAAUAAUGCAGUCAUUCACAAUUCUUGGAUUGACCCAAAACGGAACACAAAGGUGACUUUUGAAGACAAAGAGGCGAGACAGAAAUGUUUGGCAACUACUCAAGUUGGAGAAUAACUGAAACAUCAGGAAAUAAAAUAUAACAAUAAUAAAAAAUACAUAAAAAGGACUAAAUGACCCAAAGCAUCACUGUAAACGCAAUUGUAAUACAUGUACAGUCAAAGGUGGAUUAUUUAUUAUUAUUUAUUAAAGAUGUUUAAGUUAUACAAUCCUGCAGAACACAAUAUACACAUUGCAUGGCUUUUUAUAAUGUGUGGUAUCACUAUUAAGUGUGUAUAUACAUUGAAUAUAAAAUGUGUAUAAGUAUAUAAAAAGACAAAAACACUUAAUAUCUAUAAAUGUCUGGUCUUUUAUUAUAAACAGUCAAAACAUUUCAAAAUGCUCUUGCGCUACAUCAGUCCGAGUGCA